Messenger RNA from Sugiyamaella lignohabitans, 2262 nucleotides. It is a transcript of the gene GYP7, whose product is annotated as Gyp7p. The transcript has a single exon. The record is from RefSeq and is a predicted model, not a curated record. Bases 1 to 2262 code for a protein of 753 amino acids. Gene Ontology annotation, molecular function: GTPase activator activity. Gene Ontology annotation, biological process: activation of GTPase activity. NCBI's taxonomy places the organism in Eukaryota, Fungi, Ascomycota, Dipodascomycetes, Dipodascales, Trichomonascaceae.
AUGUUACUCGACAUUAGUGAAGUUAUCAACGAUAGUAUUGGUGAGAUUGAGUGUGUUGAACGUGUGGUAUCCCCUCGUUUUUUCGACGACACAACUGAAUCUGGGUUUGUAUUAGUGGAUAUGGACGCUCGGGCUGAUUCGAGCACUAAAGUGCAGCUGUUAUUUUCGAAAUCCAAGGUAUAUGUUCACCCUACAUCGUCUGCCAAGGACAAUAUCCCGGGAUAUCUGGCCUUGGUGAGACCAAAGAAUGCAUCUAAUACUGAAGUGCUGCUUUCAUGGGUUCCCGAAUCCUCUUUAGCAGGGUCGCGCGAUUUGGAUUACUAUGUCAAAGUAGAUCUCGAACCACCUCAUGCAGCUGAUGAAAUUGGCCCAAGUACCAAUGCGUCAAAUUCUAGAAACACUUCAGGUAUCCGUGAAGUGCUAGUCUCUCCACCUCCUAGAUCGUCAAUUUCAUCCUACGCGUUUUCAAUUCCUUUAUCAAAUAUUUACUCUAUUCAAGUUAGACCCCCUUCUUUUGGAUGGUGGUGGGGAUCUCUGAUUCUUCAUACAAAGACUGAAGAAACUUUGCCAGCUCUCUUUUUCCAUGAUUCUGAGUCGCAGAGUACUAUUCUGCAAAGAAAGCAACGAACGAAGGAUUUCGAGCCUUUUGCAAACGGUGAUGAGUUGUUCUGGGGUGGUGAACAGUUCCUACAAUCUUUGAAGAAUCUCGCUGCUCUGGAGACCUCUACUUUAGAGCCGUCAAUCAUGUUAGUCAAUCCAGAACCAGAAGAUAGAAGGGCUUUUAGUCCAAGGAGUGCAAAGGUUCAACAGCCUAAAGAAGAUCCAAUUUCAAAAGCUCUUAAGGAUGUUAGAUGGUCAAUUCUAGAAAAAUUAGCCAGGGUGACGAGACUAUCUCGUCAGGUGGCACUAGAUGUGAUUGACAAGUCUCCACAGUCUGUCAAGGUUCUUCUCAACAAGCCUGAGGUCAAGAAAAUUGGUGAUGAUUUUGAUAGUGCCAAAGUCUACCUAGCUAAAUGGGCAUUGGGUAUUGCAGAGGAAGCACAGCGGUCAAGGUCUAAAGUUGUUUGGAACGAUGGCUAUGAGGAUAUCAUGGGCAGUGCUGUAGGUGAUUUCGAGCUAUUGUCUGUUGAUUAUUCUAUUGAAAGAAGAAAUGAAGUUGGUCUCGCUGAAUGGUCAGCUUUCUUUGAUCAUACUGGUAGGUUGAGCUUGACGGUCAGCGAGGUGAAGGAACGGAUUUUCCAUGGUGGACUCGCACCGGCCGUUAGAAGUCAAGCCUGGUUGUUCUUGUUGGGCGUUUUCCCCUGGGAUAGUGAUGAGUCCCAAAGACGCUCCAUUCUGUCGGAAAAACGAAAUGAGUAUUAUCGCCUCAAGGGCAAGUGGUGGAAUGAUACCGAACGACAAGAUGAUGAUUUUUGGAAGGAUCAAAAGUCGCGCAUUGAAAAAGAUGUUCACAGGACAGAUCGAAAUAUUUCCAUCUUUAGUGAUUCUGACACACCACACCCCGACCCAGAGAGCAGAUUUGCUGAAACCGGUACGAACCUUCACUUGGAACAACUCAAAGAUUUGCUCAUCACUUACAACGAGUACAAUGUCAACCUUGGUUAUGUUCAGGGUAUGAGUGACUUGUUAUCACCUUUAUAUGUUGUAUUCCAGGAUGAUGCUAUUGCAUUCUGGGCAUUCUGCGGUUUUAUGAAGCGAAUGGAGCGCAAUUUCCUACGUGAUCAGUCUGGUAUGAGACAGCAGCUACUGUCCCUCGAUCACCUUGUACAGCUCAUGCUGCCCAAGCUAUAUGUCCACUUUGAAAAGGCUGAUUCGACUCACUUUUUCUUCUUCUUUCGCAUGUUACUUGUUUGGUACAAACGUGAAUUCGAAUGGGAUGACGUAUUACGACUAUGGGAAGUUCUGUGGACAGACUAUCUGUCGAGUCAGUUUCACCUUUUCGUUGCUUUGGCUAUUCUCGAUAAAAAUAAAGACGAGAUUAUGGAGCAUUAUACUCAGUUCGACGAGAUCCUAAAGUAUAUGAAUGAGUUGUCUAUGAAGAUUGACCUUGAGGAUACAUUAGUACGAGCUGAGAUACUUUUCACAAGAUUUAAGAAGACGGUAGAUAUGGUAGAUAGGAAACGUGCUGAACAGAAUAACGAAGAUGCUGCAGGUCAGCAAGAGGGUCUACCAAAAAUCAGCGACGAAUUAAGACUCCUGCUAUCUAAAGAAGUAAUUGAAACAAAGGAGGUUGAACGACCCCCCAAUGCUGGAGGUGGCUAA